Protobothrops mucrosquamatus (brown spotted pit viper) is the source of this 2166-nucleotide messenger RNA. RefSeq names its product lysine rich nucleolar protein 1 (gene KNOP1). The transcript has 5 exons. NCBI's taxonomy places the organism in Eukaryota, Metazoa, Chordata, Lepidosauria, Squamata, Viperidae. The record is from RefSeq and is a predicted model, not a curated record. The coding region runs from base 56 to 1723 and encodes 555 amino acids.
GAGGAAGUGUAGGGUCUCCCGCGUGGCCAGGGGCGCGAGUGAAGUCCCCCAAAAUAUGAAGAAUCCUGAGCAAACAGCAAGGAAAAGGAACAAAGCCAAAGAUCCUAAUUGUGGCCAGGUUGUUAUAAUUGAAAGCCCCAGAGGACGCUAUUCAGAUAUCGCCAAAAAAGCCAAGCGAAAAAAAUUAAAAUGCUUGGUAAAAGAAAUCGGCUCAGAACGGCCAGAUCCAAAGAAGAAACAGAGAGACUCCGAAUCAAAGAAAGACGUCCGUGCAAGCUCUCCCGUGGUUAUAGAAAGCGGCUCGGAUUCAGAACUGUUAAGAGACGCCAAGAAAAGAAAUAAGGUGUUCAAAAAAGAGAAAGACCAAAAGCCUUUCUGUACACAAUUCCAAAACUCUGAGGGUGUGGAUGAAGGGCAGCCUGGCAUUCAUGUUCACCUGAGCAAGAAAUGCAGCAAGAGUAUUCGUGAAGUUGACAGGCAGGAUGAAGAAUCGACGACGAAAAGGAAAAAGAAGAAAAAAGAAAAACGAAAAGACAAACCUACCGGCCAUUUUUCACAUAGCAGGGACAGUGAAGUGUCCGUGAAACAGAUUUCAGGAGAACUGAAACCCAGUUGCCAAGAAAUGCUCUCCAGUCAGAAAAAGAGUAGGACCCUUGGUCAGAAAGUUGUGGGUGAAAAAGUCAAGAAGAAACACCUUGACUACUACAGGGACGAUCAAGAAAACAGCAACAGCAUUUCAAAAAAAGACGUGGCCCAAAAUAGGGGUACUGAUAUGCAACGACAGGAAGAUUUGGCCCGUAGACUGGAAAAAGACGGCGAAGCCACCAAGAAGAAGGAGAAGAAGCUGAAGAAAAUAGGUAUUGUUUCUCUUGCCUCCUUAGCCAGGAUCCAGGAAAACUGCUGCAAUAUUCUGAGUGAAUAUAGCCUAAAAUGCAGCUCUAAGAAAGGGGUGGGGGUCUGCGAGGCCCCUAAAGAAGUUAAUAAAGCAGCCAAGAAAGAGGCGAAGAGAGAAACUGGAGGUGGAAGCCAUUUUGCAGAAACUGGCCAAGAUAUCUUAGCGAAGGAGAAGACAAAGAAAGCGAAGAAGCACAAAGUGGAACGAGAUGGCGUGCUGAGGGGUGACCGUGACGGAUUUGAGGGCAGCCAAGAACAGAUCAAGAAAAAGAAGAAAAACAAGAAAAUUAAAAACUCUCAUGAUAGCAAGAAGAAAAAACAGGAGGCGGAAGACGAAGUGAAGCUGGUGGCAUUCAGACAAGGAAACUGUGAUGAAGUGAAGAUAGACAAGGUGAGACGGCAAGCGCUUCAAGAAGAGAUCGACCGGGAAUCUGGCAAAACCAAAACUGCCAAGGAAGAAUUGGACAAUCGUUUGGGCCAGUGGAGCACGGCGGCAUUUGAAGCUCCGGAACAAAAGACGAAAUUUCACAGACUGCUGGGAGGGUUGAAAAAAGGCUUAGCCCCAGCUCAGCGUUCUCCAGCAAACGCUAACCAAUCAAAUAUGGCUCUGGACCGGCCCAGAGAGCAAGUACUGCAACAAAACCUAGAAGCAGAAUUCAAGAAAGCUGUGGAGUUUAAGCACCAUCGAGGAAUCGGCUUAGGCUUCCGGUCCGGUGCUCCAAGCGGUUUACACAUAGACAAAUACGCCUCCAAAUCCAUUAAAUUCGAAGACUUGACAUGUCAGGAAGGGAAGGAUAAAUUGCCCAAACAGGCUGAUUAUUUUUUUUAAUCUACAACAAAGAAAAGGACUCUGGACUUUUAACUGAGGUGCUCUUUUCAAACGGAUGAGAAACAGCCUGUGCAAAUACUUGUGAUGACUACUUGUGGCUAGGGUGCAUAUAUGCAGAUAUAUAUUUGUAUUGAAUUGCUGCUUGGCAGGUUUAAGGGGCCACAAUGGAUUCAUUCAGGAUGGGCAACUGAGCUACAGUCGUUUAACAGCGUAACUGGCAGGUAAGAAUAGAACAUAUUUUAGCUCAGAGGCAGGCAACCUGUGGUUGGCUUCCAGUCCCAAUUUUUGCUGCGAGUUCCCAUAUCGUGCCUCUGAAUCUUGUAGACCGAAUGUGACAUUUGUCUGUUCAAGACUUAGGUAAAUGACUUGUGUAAAUUUACGGUCCUGGCCUUGGUGUUGUGCUCUUCUGUCAGUGACUGUGUGUCCAGGGAAAAAAAGCCAUC